Molecule: messenger RNA, 1350 nt
Organism: Trichophyton verrucosum HKI 0517
Lineage: Eukaryota; Fungi; Ascomycota; Eurotiomycetes; Onygenales; Arthrodermataceae
Product: CRAL/TRIO domain protein
Exons: 2
Coding region: 1-1350 (449 amino acids)
Biological process (GO): regulation of exocytosis; Golgi to plasma membrane protein transport
Cellular component (GO): plasma membrane; cytosol; cortical endoplasmic reticulum
Molecular function (GO): phosphatidylinositol transfer activity
Source: RefSeq, a predicted model, not a curated record
AUGGAUAAGACUCAGGAGAAGGUCGAGCAGCCUGUCGCUCAGGCUGAAGCUGCCGCAGCCGUUGAGGCCGAGAAGGUCGAGAAAGCAGUCGAAAAAGCCGACGAGAAGCAAGUCGAGGAGAAGAAGGACGCUGAACAAGCUCCCUCGAAGCCCGCCGAAGACAAAAAGGAUGCUGAACCUGCCGAGCAGGUCAAGACUGAAGCUCCUGGAGCUGCUACAGCGCAGGACAAGACCGAGGAGUCUGCGCCAGCGGAUAACCGUCCAGAGUACCUGACGAAACAUGCCGGGCUCACCCAGCUCUUCGACCGAUUGCCGGCCAUCCUCGAGGCUACGGGCCACAAUGAGAUGUGGGGAGUGACCUUGAAGGACACAGAGGACAUUCCCACCGUCAAUAUCAUGAUCAAGUUCCUUCGUGCCAACGAGGGUAACGUGAAGGCGGCAGAAGAGCAGCUUACCAAGGCCUUGGAGUGGCGCAAGGAGAUGAAGCCCCUCGAGAUUGUCAAGAACAUGAAGUUCUCGGCUAAGAAGUUCAAGAACUUGGGCUUCAUCACCACGUAUGGCGUCGGCGAGGCCAAGUCCGUCUUCACAUGGAACAUCUACGGUGCCGUCAAGAACAUUGACGAGACCUUUGGCGAUCUUAAAGGGUUUAUUAAAUGGCGCGUUGCUCUCAUGGAGCUCGCCAUCCACGAAUUGAACCUGGACAAGGCAAAGACCGUCAUCCCAGCCAUUGGCGAAGACCCCUACCAGAUGUUCCAAGUCCAUGACUACCAGAACGUCAGCUUCCUCCGCAUGAGCCCAACCAUCCGCAAUGCCUCCCGCGAGACUAUCACCGUCUUCAGCAUGGCCUACCCAGAGCUUCUGCGCGAGAAGUUCUUCGUCAACGUCCCUACCGUCAUGGGAUGGGUCUUCACUGCUCUCAAGGUCUUCCUGAGCAAGAACACCAUUCGCAAGUUCCACCCUAUCACCAAUGGCUCUGCCCUGGCCCGCGAGUUUGGUGAAGCUGGUGCCGAGUUCCCCAAGUCAUAUGGCGGAAAGAACGCUGAGUUGGCUGAAAGCAGCAUGACUGUUGCUCUCAUCGACGACAUUUCCCAGGAGCGGGAGACUAAGGCCGAGCCAAAGACCGAAACUGGUGCUGAGACAAAGGCCGAAACCAAAGCUGAAGAGCCAAAGGCAAAGGAAGCUCCUGAGACCAAACCAGAGGAGGCCAAGACUGAGACUCCUACUGCUCCUGUGCCUGAGAAUACCAUUUCUGAAGCCACCGAUAAGCCAGCUGGCGAGGCCAAUGGAGCUCCCAAGGUCGCAGGAGAGACUGUCCCAGCCCCCGCCCCAGCCGCUGCCCCGGCCAACUAA